UUUCUAUUUACGUGUAGUAAGGUGAAAUAUAGAGGUCUGAAAUGUGUUGCAGCCUAUGUAGUGCACAUGUGUAGGGAGGUCGGUGAUAUUGAGGAUACGGACAGUGCCUGUUUCAUUCUGUGCAGGUUUACAUGAGAAUGGAGAAUAAAACUAAUAAAGAACAGAGAUAUGACCGACAGCUUAGGUUAUGGGGGGAUCACGGUCAGGAUGCUCUGGAAAAUGCUCAUGUGUGUGUGAUUAAUGCUACAGCAUCUGGUACAGAGAUCCUCAAAAACCUCGUCUUACCAGGAAUUGGAGCGUUUACUAUAGUUGAUGGACACAAAGUUACCGGGGAGGAUGUUGGAAACAACUUCUUUCUCAGCUGUGAGAGUAUUGGAAAGAGUCGAGCUCAAGCGGCUACAGAGUUGCUGCAGGAACUCAACACUGACGUCUCCGGGAAUUUUGUGGAGGAGGAUGCUGAUAAACUGCUGGAUAAUGAUCAGGAAUUCUUCCACAGAUUUAGUUUGGUUAUCGGAGUUGAGCUUCCUGAAAGUGUGUGUGUGAGGUUAGGAGAUGUAUUAUGGAAGGCCGGUGUACCGUUCCUCGUCUGUAGGACGUACGGACUUGUCGGGUACAUGAGGCUCGCCGUGAAGGAACAUACCGUGGUGGAGUCUCAUCCAGAUAACGCUUUAGAGGAUCUGAGACUGGAGGAACCGUUCACUGAGCUGAAACAUCACAUCUCCUCCUACGACCUCGACAACAUGGAGAAAAAGGAUCACAGUCACACACCGUGGAUUAUCAUCAUCGCCAAAUAUCUGGAGAAGUGGUACAGCGAGCACGACUUUCAGUUACCGAAAAACUACAAGGAAAAGGAGGCGUUCAGACAGCUAAUCAGAGAAGGGGUUCGUAAAAAUGAAAGCGGGACUCCAGAAGACGAGGAGAACUUUGAUGAGGCUGUUAAGAAUGUGAACACCGCUUUAAAUCCCAUCAAGAUCAACAGCAGUGUGGAGGAGAUCUUCAGCUCAGAACAGUGUGAGAACCUCACCUCACAGACUCCUCCGUUUUGGCUGAUGGCUCGAGGCUUGAGGGAUUUUGUGCAGAAUGAAGGAAACGGAAAACUUCCUCUACGUGGUACCAUCCCGGAUAUGAUCGCUGAUUCUGAUAAAUUCAUCAACCUGCAGAAUGUGUACAGGGAGAAGGCGAUGCAGGACGCUGCUGUUGUGGCCAGAUACGUUGAGUCUCAUCUUCAGUCUCUCGGAAAGCCACCUGAGAGCAUCUCUGAGCAGGACAUCAAACUAUUCUGUAAGAAUGCAGCUUUUCUGCGGGUGAUCCACUGCAGAUCUCUGGCGGAAGAACAUGGCGUGGAGAGUCUACGUAAAGACGAAAUCACCUCCUGUAUGGAUAACCCAGACAGCGAGAUGGUUCUUUAUCUCAUGCUGCGUUCUGUGGAUCGUUUUUACCAGCAGCACUCUCGAUACCCAGGUACUGCUGAACAUGGUGUGUAUAAUUACCAGGUAGAGGAGGAUAUCAGUAAGCUGAAGGUGUGUGUGAACAGCCUGCUGCAGGAGUACAGUCUCAACGUCAACGUUAAAGACGACUACAUCCACGAAUUUUGUAGAUACGGAGCUGCAGAACCCCACACAGUUGCAGCAUUUUUGGGAGGCGCCGCAGCGCAGGAAGCCAUCAAGCUCAUCACACACCAGUUCGUCCCGUUCAACAACACGUUCAUCUAUAACGCCAUGGCUCAGACCUCCGCCACCUUCCAACUCUGAACGUCUCUAAUCUCUGUAUCUGUAAACCCGUGAGCCUCUGAGAUGUUUUUUACUGCAUGUUCUGUGUAGAUAGUGUGGUCUGUUAUUGACCAUCCGCAAAACCCUGCUGUUAAUAAUGCGCCAGAAAUAAACGUUACAUCUUUAAGUC
Trichomycterus rosablanca is the source of this 1899-nucleotide messenger RNA. RefSeq names its product nedd8 activating enzyme E1 subunit 1 (gene nae1). NCBI's taxonomy places the organism in Eukaryota, Metazoa, Chordata, Actinopteri, Siluriformes, Trichomycteridae. The record is from RefSeq and is a predicted model, not a curated record. Gene Ontology annotation, cellular component: cytoplasm. The transcript is spliced from 20 exons. Gene Ontology annotation, biological process: protein neddylation. The coding region runs from base 132 to 1751 and encodes 539 amino acids. Gene Ontology annotation, molecular function: NEDD8 activating enzyme activity.